This is a messenger RNA of Solanum dulcamara, 888 nucleotides long. RefSeq lists its product as uncharacterized. The transcript has a single exon. The record is from RefSeq and is a predicted model, not a curated record. NCBI's taxonomy places the organism in Eukaryota, Viridiplantae, Streptophyta, Magnoliopsida, Solanales, Solanaceae. The coding region runs from base 59 to 604 and encodes 181 amino acids.
CACCAACAAUUUCUAAAAUACAUUCAAAAAUUCAAAUUUCUUCAUCAAAUUCAAUCCAAUGGGUACUCUUUCCAUCGUCACGUCAACUGAGUCCAAGUCUCACUGUCAACCAUCUCAUCAAAUAUUUCGUUUAACCAAUUACAUUCUCUUAGGUGCAUCAUCGAGUUGUAUCUUUCUUACCCUCUCUUUACGCCUAAUCCCAUCGUUAUACGGUGGCCUUUUCAUCCUCCUCCAUGUUCUCACAAUCGCGGGUGUAGUGCCCGGUUGCACGGACACUGCAACCCUAGCGGGCUCCAACAAUUGUUAUGCCAUUCAUAUGGUUGCUACCGUUUUAACGGCAAUAUUUCAAGGAUCGUCUGCUGUGCUUAUUUUCACAAAGAGUUAUGAUUUUUUACGAGAAUUAAAGUCUUAUGUUAGAGAAGAAAAUGGUGUUGCAAUUUUGAAAUUGAUUGGUGGAUUGUCAAUUUUGAUAUUUUUCUUGCAAUGGGUGGUUUUGAUAGUGGCUUUUGUUUUGAGGUACAAUGCCUUUGUGGAAGGGAAUAAUGGUUCAAAUUCUAAACAAAAUGAGACUUUGAAAGGAUGUCCUGGUCCAAUCCAAGUAUAAUUUUAUAAAAAAGGCAGUUCGGUGUACAAAAUACAUCUCGCAUUGGAAGACCGCACUCUAAGAAAUGUGAUGUAGACAACUUAUGUACUCAUCACACGUAUUAGUGCAGGUUAUUUCCACGAUUCGAAUACAUGACGGCCAUAUCGAAGCAACGCUUGUGAUGAUAAUAUUUGUUUUUACUUUAUUUGGGUAGAAUAACUGUGUUCCACACCUUGGAGCUCUACGGUGAAUUAUUUAUUCAUACUAAAAUAAUAGGGUACUAAAAAUUAAUAAAGUGUGAGGAU